Molecule: messenger RNA, 11058 nt
Organism: Podarcis lilfordi (Lilford's wall lizard)
Lineage: Eukaryota; Metazoa; Chordata; Lepidosauria; Squamata; Lacertidae
Source: the annotation of a GenBank genome assembly
GAAAUUUUAAGUCUUUUCUUGGGUGUCUUGGAAUAAAACGAGUUAUGAAUACAAUAACGAAAUAACUCUUGCGCACUCCAGCAACUAGUAUUUAGCAAUAUACUACCUCUGAUCAUGGAGGUUCCAUAUAGACAUCAUGACUAAUAGCCAUUUAUCUUAUUCACUGUGUGAAAGGAAUAGCCCAAAGAACCCAAUAAAUGCAUAUACCGAGAAAAUAAAAUGAGCAUUAGAACAGUGAUAUGUACAAUACAAGCUAGAACUAAACUGCUCUGUCAUGUGAGGUUUACCACUGACUGCCCCUGCCUCCAUGGAGCUGUUCUCCCCACUCCAGCAUCUGUUACACUCAAUGCUUCACACAUCACAUGGAGGGAAAUGUAAGUUUGCCAUUGCGUGCACUUAAGACAGAAAUCUGUAGCUAGACCCAGUACACCUGUUAAACGCUCAGAAAGUAUGAGCACUAAAGCUUGGGUAUUCGAAAACAAGGGUCAUUCUUUGAAAAUGUGAGGAAACAUAUGCCAAAUUGAACAGCGAUAACUGUUACCUAGUCACAAAUGGAACUCUGAUAAAUUGCUGCCGCUGACCUAAUUUCACUCCAUUUUACUAUGUGGAGAUACCAAAUGCCAGCAAGUGGAAUCUCAGCAACAGCAGAGAUUCAGAGGUAUGACAGGGGAGCCACCAAUGCCCACAGCAGUAUGAUUACUUAGCGUCUGUCUUGCUAGCUUCAACUAUAAAAUAUCGACGCGCAGUAAAAUAUAGAGCACAAUACCACUGGAUAACAAUUGGAUUCUUAACCUAAAAAGCAUGCAUACAAGUAGUUUUUAAAAACUGAGUUUAGAAAAGGUCACUCUGAGCAUCAAACAUGAAUAAGGAAUAAUAAAGAGGUGCCAUGUAGAGCAGGGGUAGCCAAUGUUUGAAAUUGAUACUUGAGCCCUAGCCAUACUGGCUGAGGUUAAUGGAAGUUGGAGCUCACAUAUGGAGGGCACCAUAUUGGCUGUCUCUGAUGCACUGGGGCAUGUUACAAAAUACAGAAUAAUUUAGUAAAUGUUAAAUUUCACGUUUGGUUUCUGACCAAAAACCGGAUUGUACAUACAUACAUGCAUGCAUACAUAGUUUAGAAUAAAUCCUAUCAAAAGCCAGAAAUAAUGACCAAAAUUGUGAUUCCUGGGUUCUGCAGCAAUGCUUUUCAAACUGCGUCAAGCUCCUCUGAAAUUCAGCUCCCCCCGCCCCCGAUAUUCUCUGUGUAAUGUGCAGCUGGUUAGAAAUGUUAAUGGAGGCAAAUGUGAGGCCCAGCAAGCCAAGAUGGUGCACAGAGAACACGCCCCAUAACAUUCCUCAGAAUCUUCUACAAUGCACCAAGAUUCCACUGCAGGCACACAGGGCUUAUCUGGCAGAGAAGUGAACAAGGGAAAGGUUUGCUGAACCAUGGUUCCAGAGCAGCCUACCCCAACCUGGUGUCCUUUAGAAACUGGACCCUAAUUCCCAUCACCCCCAGCCAACAUGAAUAAUGCUCAGGGAUAAUGGGACUAUAUUCCACAAUGUAUGGUGGGUACCAGGUUGGGUAAGGCACUUCUGGGGCAGUGGAGAAAUGCAUUCAAGGUGAACUCCAGAAGUUUAUUCACAACAGGAUCAGAUAAUGGAAACUGCGCAGUGUAUUAAAGUCAUGCUGUACCCAGAUGUACAAUGGUAUUACUGAAGUACACUUAGGGUAGGUGUUGGUAUGGCAACUUCAUGCAGCAGAACUUUCAAGCAUAGUUUCACAACCGUAAGAACUAGACAGAUUUUUUGUUUUCUAAAAUGAAAAAAUUCUCAGAAAGCUGAACUUCUUACGAGUAUACUGUGCUUUUUAAGCACUAUUUUAAUAUAAUAUAGGUCAUUUAUGAUCUGCAGAAAUCCCAAUUUCCCCCUCUAUCUUAAGUUUUCUAAUUCAGCAUGCCCAACUGUGGCCAGGAUCCAAUAAGCUGCCAUGGGCUUGGGAGGCAUGCCAAGUGGAAUUUUGAGCUUUUCCCCUUUAAACAGCAUAUACCCACUCCAACCUGGUGUAAUAUCCCUAACUGCUUCAAAACAUUCAAAAGCAGUUUGAAUGAGGCAUUGGGUGCUGCUGCUUAAGAAAGGAAUGAGUAUUUUAUUCUUCCCCUCUCUCACACACACAAACACACGCAGAGUAAAAAGUCUGCUGAGGACAUGCACUAUAGUCUUGUCCCUUCCACUGAGAAAACAGGAUUUAACGUAGCUGUUCAAGACUUCUUUUCCCACAGUCAGCAGAGCAAUUCUGGCAGCCGCCAGGUGGUGUUUGUGCAGUUAUCAACAAGCUUCCUUCAGCAGCAGAUGAAGCCCAAGCCUCCACCUGCUGCAUCACGAUUUAGAAGCAGCACUGACACAUUGAAUGUAUGAUACAGUUAAGUUUGUUGCAGAAAAAUGAUAGCAAUGACGAACACCACAAUGCAAUACAUCACGAUGGGAAUACCUCUUGAGCUGACCGAAACAUGCAAGCGAUUAAGAAGGGAAAACAGGACUCACGAAAGAGGGUAGGAAUAUCUCACUCUAGUUAUUAAUGCAUGUGUUAAAGAAUCAGUCUUCACUUUGAGUUUUAAUGUUUUUCUUUUAAUUGCAUUUGCUAUAUGCUUGUACAGCCAAGGAAUAUCUCACUCUAGUUAUUAAAGCAUGUGUUAAAGAAUCAUUCUUCACUUUUGAGUUCUGUUUUUCUUUUAAUUGCAUUUGCUAUACGCUUGUACAGCCAAGCAGUGGUAUAUGCUGAAGGUGCUUCUUCUAGCUGAAUCUGUGAAAUGGUGCUCAGUGUACUGGCAUCUGAUUUUAUUUUUGUAUUUGAAGUAGGAUCCCAAAAGCAAAAGAGGGAUGAAAAUAGGCAAACAUCCCACGUCUCUCAAAAUGUUGUUGUUGUUGUUUUUUAAUUUACAAAUUGAACUGGCAAAGAGAAAUAAACCAGCAGAAACAGAGUUAAUUUUAGCCUUUAAAAUGAUGUCAGCUCAACAAAAACUGUAGAAAGUACAAGAAUCUAUAAAGCUUUAUUAUAGUGGUAAGACUUGCAGGAAGAACUGGAUUUGUUGCUAUAAACCAUUUAAGUAUCUUAAACAAUCUUUUAAAAAUGCAGGUGUUUAUUCAGUUCUAAAUUAACUGUACCAAUACACUACUGCCUUCAAUUCAAUCUAGAAUAAUAUGAAUAGUGUUAAUUUUUAUAAUUAGUGGUGGUGAUAGUGAUGUGAUUAAAGAUAAAUUAGCCAACCAGUGGUUAGGAGGAAACCAGCUCAAGACCAGUUAAAACCUAUGAAUACACAUUAGUGUAAGGUAAAAUGAAUCCUAAAAACACAUGAUGGUAAGAACAAUUUAAAAUGAUGAACAUUGUUGAAAUCGUUUAGAUUUCUUGCAGAACCCAGAGCAUUAUCAGAAUGCCACUGAUGCACUACUAUUUAAAAUAUAGUUUUCCCUUCAAUAUUUACAUUGGCCUGCUUUUUAGUGAUGUAUAAAAGUGAUUUAUUCUACCCUGCAGAAACAAUAAUUAUAAAGAUUGGCAAUUUAAAAAAUAGCUGAGUUAUUCUUAAACCCUCUACUACUAAAAUCAUAUUUUUUUUUACAAGAUUAUGCAUUUUUUUCAAAAAGUAAUCUAAAAAUAUGUUGUUACAAGCCUCAUAGUAAUUCAACAACACAGUAUUUUAUUUUGGACAAGUGAAAAUAAAAUUUCUUUCUGGAAAUAAACAUGACAAACCCCUUGAAACGACUUUAUGCAUGCCUUCAUAUAAAAUAGUAAGAAUUAAGACUAAGACCAGGCUAAGGCUGCAAUCCAAUGAACAUUUACCUGGGAGUAAGUUCCACUGAAUUCAACUCACUUCUGGAUAGGCAUGUAUUUGGUCUCCAACAGCAACCGGCUACUUCUGGAUAUUCAAAAGCCGAGCAAGAGGGUAAUAAGUAUCUCUCUGAUGCAUGUUCCCAGGAUCUGGUACUCAUGAGGUAUACAACCUCAAAACUUGGGGUUUUUAUUUUAAACUAUUAUGGCUAAUCACUAUUAAUAAACGUAUCCUUCCAGUUAUUUUCUAUAGACAUCUAAGAUGGUGACCAUCUCCACAGCUUGUGGUAACAAAUUUUGUAAGAAGAAACACUUAUUAAUGUCAAUCAAUUUAACCAGAUGGAGAGAACUAUUUGGAAAGGUAUUCUGGUUACACUUUCCAUGUUAUAAAACUGUAUCAUGUUGCCACUGCCACCUUGAUCCUCCACCUUCUAUACUAAAAAUAGCUUAUCUUUAGUCUAUUUUCAUAUAGAUUCUAAACCAGUUAUUGUCUUCACUAUCCCCUCAAUAGCUUUUUUCAGAUCAGGCAACCAGAGCUGCACACAGCGAUGGAAGAGGUUAGGCUGAUAGGUCUCAAUAAUCAAAUGUAUGUAAUAUUUCAAUCUGGCUCAAAAAUUAGGUCAGAGAUAUUUAGGCCAAACAGAGUUUACAUCUUAUUUACAUGUGUUUCCACUUCCAUAUACUUAAAAUGCUGUGAGAAUCUUAGCUGCUCAUGGCUUUUUGGCAACAAGGUUUACAUAAUCCAGUUCAAGAUUUUAAUCAUCUGUGGUAAUCUGCUUUAUUUUUAUUUCCUUAAAAUUUCACAAAUCAUUUAACAACAUAGUUAGAAAAGGUAACUGCUUAAGAAAUAAAUAUUCUUUUCCCAAAGACUUCUGUUAUACAAUUGAAAAGCAAUUAAAAUGUGCAGACCUAUAAGAGCCCCUCUUUUUUUAAGCCUCUGUGAGAAAAAUAGAGUAAGAAUCAGAAGGGUCCCAUACUUUUCCUCUAGCUAUCAGUUUUGCAGCCAAAGCAUGUGCUGUAGGGGUUAUAUGUUAAGAUUUCUAUAAUUAUCUAUGAAAACAAAGAACAUGAUACAACAGAAAGUUGAUCUUUUAUUUCUUCCAAAACUGGCUUUAGUCCUGAUUUUUAUCCUUUUCUCAUAAGAGCAAUGCCAAAAAGAUGUUUUGCUCAUUGCCACUAUAUAGAUCCUAAAAUGAUCCCAAAAACAUUUACACUGAACAUGUACAUUCAUAUAUUUGUGGUUCAUCUAACUAAAUUCACAAAGACAGGAUCAUGGAUAUACAUGAACAGAUGUUAAGGCCAUUCAUGUUAAUAAACAAUGAACUCUUUCAUUUUUACAGGAAGGAGAUUAAUUAUUUUCCUUUUUAUUAAUUGCAGGUCAAACAAGAUUCAUUAGUUGCUAAACUGAAGUAAACAGAACUAUUAUGAUUCAGCAACUUUCAAUUUGUAAGCAAGAUUACAAUAGAAGAAAUAUGUAUACACCUGAAAUCAUCAUUACCAUACAAAAGUUCCUGUGUUAUAGAACAUAUCAACUGAUUCUUGCUUACCACUUUUCUUAAGGUACUGUAGAAAUUCUGCAAGUCUUGACCUAAACUGAUUCUGCCUUUGCAGAAUACAAAAUAUGACUUCUACAGAUCUCUUUGGAUUCACCAACAAUUUAAGCACUUUGGUACUGAAGAUCUAAGCGAUAUACUCAAGAGAGGCGCAUACCAUGGAAAUUUUCGCAGCAUCCACAUCUCAAGUACUUUGUAACAGCACAUAUUUUGAACGAAAUGGAUCAUAUCUAUGCAAUGAAAACAAAACUGUCAGCCUCUCAGAUAAAUCAGAACACCAGCAAUACAUUAUAGGUCUUUUCUUAUCAUGCCUUUACACAAUAUUCCUUUUUCCUAUUGGCUUCGUGGGAAACAUUCUUAUUUUAGUGGUGAAUAUAAGUUUUCGUGAAAAGAUGACUAUUCCAGACUUAUAUUUCAUAAACCUUGCAGUAGCAGAUCUCAUUUUGGUGGCUGACUCUCUCAUCGAAGUUUUUAAUCUCGACGAAAAGUAUUACGAUAUCACAAUAAUUUGUACUUUUAUGUCAUUGUUCCUUCAAAUCAACAUGUAUAGCAGCAUAUUCUUCCUAACAUGGAUGAGUUUUGACAGAUACAUAGCACUAGCAAAAGUAAUGAAGUCCAACUUAUUUCGCACCAUGGAACAUGCCAGAUUAAGCUGUGGCCUCAUCUGGUUGGCAUCUAUCUCGGCAGCACUAGUGCCCUUCACAGCUGUACAUUUGCAACAUGCUGGGGAGGUUUCCUUUUGCUUUGCAGAUGUAGAAGAAAUUCAGUGGCUAGAAAUAACCUUAGGGUUUAUCAUCCCUUUUGCUACUAUAGGCCUUUGUUAUUCGUUAAUUGUAAGAGUCUUGAUAAGAGCCCACAAGCACAGAAGUUUGCGGAUACGCAGACAGAAAGCUCUUCGCAUGAUUUUUGUUGUUGUCCUUGUCUUCUUCAUCUGCUGGCUUCCUGAAAAUGUCUUCAUAAGUGUGCAACUUCUUCAAAAGACAGAGCAAACCUCAUCAAGGGACCAGUCUUUCAGACACAACUAUCCCUUAACCGGACACAUUGUGAACCUUGCAGCCUUCUCAAACAGCUGUUUGAAUCCUCUUAUCUAUAGCUUCCUAGGUGAAACUUUCAGAGAGAAACUGAAAUUGUACAUUGAACAGAAAACAAAAGUCUCUGUUUUAAACCGGUUUUGUCAUGCUACCCUGAAAUCUGUUAUUCCUGAUAGCAACGAGCAAUCGGAAGUUUAAUUUAGCCUGUAUUUAAAGGUACCAUAAUGGAACUUGAUCACAAUGCUAAUAGAAAAAUCAUAUACUUUGUCCUAUGCACAAAGAUUUGUACUAUUUUUAUGAUGAUAUGUAAAAGAUUACACAUUACUCUAAUCUGCAUUUCAUUAAGGUUAGAAACUAAUAAAAGGCUCAUGGGGGAGCAGCUGUAUUUGCAUACUUGUGAACAAUAAGGUAGCAGAAAACUGUCUAAGGAAGAACUUAACUAUAAUAUACUUAUCAAAUAAUGUUAUUUUUCAGCCAUAUGUUAGAUGCCCUGAACAAAAUAGUAAAACUGCAGUAAGAAUAGGGAAAUUCAAUAGAACAUAUUGAUACAGAGAUGCAGACACAGAUAUAGAGAGUUGUUGAUUUUCCUUCCAAGAAUAUCAGCUUGCAAACCUGUUGAAGAAAACAGCUAGAAAGCAUGGUACUGUAUAUUAAUAGACACAAACUAUUAAGAAAAUAGAAAUUCAAUCUAGAUUUACAAUGGACCUCUCUUUCUGGGUUGUUGUUUUUUAAUUAUUACAAUUAGCUACUAGGCUUUUAUUACUUUCAAAUCCCCUGAAUCACCAAGAAUCUUCCCCUUUAAUAGUGGACUCAGGCAGUUGAGUGCUUAUCAGCUUGUAAGUGAAACAGGGCCACCCAAAACUAAGGUAAUGGUACAUACUCAAGGGACUUCUUCAGUUAUACAGAACUAUAUAAGUUUGCAGCAGGAAAGAACAGUAUUUAAAAAAAACAAUUGAAAAUGGCUCAAAGGUUUGUGAACUUCCUUAACUCAUGGAAUGUGGAUGACAGCUGUGCCUACAGAAAUAAGAAAUAUUCUAUUACUCAUCCUGUUACCUGAAGAUGAAAUUUCCAUGACCGCAUUUAACAUGAAAGAUAGGAGUUCCUGUGUAUUCACUAUCCUUUAGUUUUGGGGGCAAAUGAUGCAUAACCCCCACUGUGCUAAAUCCUAUGGCUUUUUCCCUAUGGGUAGAUUUCACUUCCACCUCAGGAGACAAAGGAAAAGUUCUAAAAGAACCAGGACAGACUGUGAGUGAGCUGAGACACAAAAUGUUAGUGUGCCAGUUGAAGGUGGGGGAAGGAAAAUCAGUGGCGUAGCGUGGGGGGUGCAGGGGGGGCACUCACAGCUCUCUGCCCCUACUAAAAUCCACGGGUUAGGGGGCGCAAAUUACUUGCCUUGCCCCGGGUGCUGACAACCCAUGCUACGCCACUGAGGAAAAUGUACUCCGGGAGAAAAGCAGGAAAUUACUAGCUCAAUGUAGCCUUUAGUAAGUAUUCUGGAAGGGUAUGUGUGAGAUCAGUUUAAAGCAGAAAAUAUUUCUCUUCCUGCACUAUAUAGGAAUGUUUCCAAGAAAAGGAAAAUGAACACAUUUUCCAGUUCCACUCUUCAGAACACCUCCUGCACUAUACAGCAAUUAAACGCUUAAGAUCACCCUGAGCUGUCUAGUGCUUUAUAGGGUAGCAAAGAAAAGCCAAGUGGGUAGGUGUUUGUUUCACUUUUCUUCUCCUGAAACCCUCCCAGAUGUCAAAUACAUCUUUUGGUCUAAGCAACCUGGAGCCCUGAAUGAGGACAUUCGUCUUACAGGGUAGGGAAAUACACUGCUAGUGGGUAUUGCAAUAGCCACUAACUCGAAUCAACUUUUUUUCCAGAAUACUUGGAUCCUGGGCAUGUUCAAGCAAUAUUCAUUCUCAAUAUCUGUAUUCACACUGCAAUCAGGAGAUUCAAUGGGAAACUGGCUCCCUCCCCACUUCCCUUUCCAUUCAUAAAAUAGAAUUUGCUUUUAUUUCACUUUCACCUUCCUUUAAUUUUAUUUACUGUACAAUACCUUGAAAAUAACAAAUAUUAUUUGUUAUAUAGAAUAUAUCUCAUGAAUUGCAAUUUACUGCAGGUUCUCCCUAAUUCUCUUAUCUAAAAUCUUUCAUCAUGGUAUCACGGAAAGAUGGCACUGCCAAUAAAUAAGGCACUGCCAAAUUUAGAAAUUGCACUCUAUAUGCAAGGAGGGGAGGAGGUACACUUGAACAAGGAGGGCUAUCAUCUAAACUGCCUCAGAGACUGGACAGUCAGAAUCAAAGCGACCUUUUCCUAUAUGGAUAUUAACAUCUAUUUGUAAAGACAAUUUGCAUACUAUGAUGAUUUCAUCAUUUCCUGCCAGGAUGGAGAAAAGUUUGCUUCUUACUGGACUUGAAUCACUCCCUUUUGACCACUCUACGGGAAAAGAAAUUUGAGUUUAAGGGAAAAGUGGACCUUGGCUGACCCUUGACUGCCUCCUUUGGGCUUAGCUCCCUAGACUUCAACCUCCUCAUGCUUGUCACUAACAGGCUGCAAGGUCUUGAGAGCUUUGGAAAGCAACAUGGAGAAAGUAUUGGAGAGCUACUUUGGAGUGUGGAAAAACAACAUUCUUGUACAUCCAGGUUUAGCAUGCUCUAGUUCCUUUUCAAGCAAUGUUAAGAUAAUCACAGAGAUGCUACACUAAGCUAGGUAAUGUUCCUAUUAUUGGAGAGGGUCUGCCUGUUCUGCUGAUCAUACCCUUGAUUACAGGCUAGGCAUGGAACUAAAUUCUGAUUGCAUUUCGGAGCUUCAAAAGAUUAUCUUUCCCAUGUGAUUGACUUUCAAUCCCUUCUAGGAUAUAUACUCUAUGAAAGGCUCUGUACCCUCCAGAACUGUGCUAUAUUAUGACCUCCACAAAGAUCUCACAGAAGACAUGCUCUGCCUGCUGCAGGACAGGAAGACUUAGAUCCUGGCUGCGGCACAUAGCUAACAAAAAAGCAAAAAGUUUCACUACAAAUUUCCAAGAUGUAGUUUCAUUUUUUUAAAAAAAUCUAAAUUUAUAAAGCUUCCCAUGGAGCCAGUAAUUCAAGGAGACUAACAUGUUGGGGUCCAGGAGCUGCAUAUCAGCAGAAGGUGUGGUCACCCCACAGUCUCACAUGCACAUACAGGACACAGACAGAGGAUCAGAGUCACUUGCAGCUGAUCCAGGCAGCAUUACCAAAGUUACCAAGCAGGUAUAAUUAUGAGUAGUAAACUGGAUGAUUAAUAUGGGGUGUAUGGAGCGUUAGGAAAGGGUAAUACUGCUGGUACGGAACACACCGUGCUCCUUCUGGAGUAGUUUCUCCACCUUUGGUCCCCAUCAGCUCUCACCUGUGGCUCCUAGAAGCUGUCAGCAUGCAACAGCAGCGACAACCCGGCAAUGGCUUCGACAGGCCAGCUAAACCAGGUGAGGGUAGCCAAUGGGUCUCAAACACUCCAUGAGUUAGGCCAGGACUUCCCCUGUACGUGAAGACAGGCUCUGGCGGAUUGAGCAGAUGAGACCAAUACUGGGUCUAACGGCAAGGAAGGCGAUUUCUACACAUGCUGUAGAGGCAAGUGAGGGGCGAUGGGGCUUGUCAAUCUAUGAAGGUAGCCCAUCUGGGAGAAGGAAAACUCUGAUCCUAAACCUCUGCUGCCUUGCAGGAUAUCUUUGGGAGGAGAAAAGGCUAAGGAGUAGACUCUACACAAAUCCAAAGUGGAAUCCCUAAGACAGCUGGAUGGCACCUUGUACGCCACCUUCCGGCAACUCCAGCAGCCCAGCUGGUGUCAAAUGUAUUGCUUUCCUUUCCUUUGGACCACAUCAGCAAGGCUGAGAGUGGGGUCUUGUUUUCUGGGCAGCCCUAAGAGCUCCAUACACACAGCACAGGCUUAUGCUACGGUGACAUCACUUCAGUGCUGCUAAUGCAGCAGUUAGUCUUCACCCCCAGAGGCACACUCUAUUGCCCCUUGAGAAAGACAAGUGCCAACAAUCUGAAUGAGGGUCCCAAGUAAGAUCACAACAAACAAUACUUUUUUGAAAAGUUUAUGAAGCUUUUUGUUGUUGCCGAUAAGACUUUAAACUAACGGUGCACUAAACACUAAAAGCUUAGUGAGAAUUUAAAAUCAAUCAAUCAAUUAAUAUUUGUUGCCUAAUUUACAGACCCUUUGUUAUAUUUUUGUGGGUACAAAUGAAUUUAUAAGUAGAAAAUACAUGUGUAAAAGAUGCAAAGGCAUAGGCUCAAUCCCUCCCAGAUCACCAUUACAUGUACAUAUAUGCAUUAUCUAAUUUACAGUUUCAUACAAUUGGUUCUGCAGCAGGGCUAGUAGACUAACUUGAACAAAGAAGACUCCCACCCAAAUCUCUCUAGGAAUUUACUAGGAGUAAACCAGUAACAUGCCAUGAAUUUUCCAGGUGGGCUCAGGUGAGGCACAAUCCUCUAAGUCCAUCCUUUGAGUUUCAGCACUCUAAAACUGCAAUACAUAUGAGUAAUAAUGCUGCCUUACCUUGCAGGGAUGUUGAAAAGGUGUGAAGCAUUAGAACGGUCUAAAAUGAUAUAUUAUGAUUACUAUUAUUUAUUUUAGUUAUAAAUUGCUUACUAUGAAGCAUCUCAUAGUAUUUUACUUUACUACAAUAAAUAAAAAGUUAAAAGAAUUUCAAAUGAACUCAGAAAU